AUGGGUUGUACUUGCUCAAAUUGUUAAUUCUGUUCGAAUAAAGAUAACAAAGAUAACAAAGAUGAAAUUUAACUUUAUGGAUGUCAUUCAUACACAAUAACUCAAUAAUCCCGUAAUUAACCUUUAAUCAAUGAAGGAGAAAGCGAAUUGGAUUCUAAUAAGGAUUAAAAAGAUUAACCUAUGUUAGAAACUUAUGAUAAAGCUAAUCUGUCUCAGGCUUAACAAUUACACUAUGAUAAAUAAUCUAACAUCGUUUUAACCUCAUAAUCUAAUAGUGAUUAAGAGAACAGAAUAAAUGAAAUGCCUUAAAGAAAUAUCGAAGAUAUGGGAGAAAAUGUUGAAAAUAAAUGCCUUUCGAAAGAUAGAGAAAAGAGAGAAAGAUUUAAGUUUAAAAGCGGAGCCUAUUAUGAAGGAGAAUGGGUUGGACAAUUUAGGGAUGGGUUUGGAGUUCAAAUUUGGGUCGAUGGAGCUAAAUAUGAAGGAUAUUGGAAAAACAACAUGGCAAAUGGAAAAGGCAAAUUUUAGUAUGUCAGUGGAGACAUUUAUGAUGGAGAAUGGAUUGAUGAUAGGUUUUGCGGUUAAGGAAAAUACAUUCAUACUAAUGGAACUCAAUAUGAGGGACUUUGGCUUGAUGAUUAGCCUCAUGGAUAUGGCAUUGAGACGUGGAUAGAUUAUUCUACAUAUGAAGGAAAUUAUUAUUGUGGUAAGAAAUAAGGUUUUGGUAAAUACUAAUCGAGUAAUGGAUCUUUUUAUAUGGGAAAUUGGGAAAAAAAUUAAAUAGAAGGGUAUGGAAUUUAUAAUUGGUCAGACGGCAGAAAAUAUAUGGGAAUGUGGAGUGACAAUUUAAUGUAUGGUAGAGGAAUAUACAUUUGGCCUGAUGAACGUAAAUAUGAUGGAGAGUAUUUUUAAGAUAAAAAAGAGGGUUAUGGUAUUUAAUAGUGGCCUGAUGGAAGAAAAUAUGAAGGUUACUGGAUGAAUGGAAUAUAAUCUGGUAAGGGCCGAUAUACAUCAUCUGCAGGUAAGAAGUAAUUAGGGUUAUGGGAAGCUGGUCGUAAAAUUUAAUUGAUAGAUGAUGACACUGAGAAUAUCAAACCUGAAGGAUGGGAUGAAUAUAUACAACCAACAUUGCAAUAAGAUAAUCUUACGAAUAAAUGA
This is a messenger RNA of Paramecium tetraurelia, 1155 nucleotides long. RefSeq lists its product as uncharacterized. The record is from RefSeq and is a predicted model, not a curated record. Lineage: Eukaryota; Ciliophora; Oligohymenophorea; Peniculida; Parameciidae. The transcript is spliced from 4 exons.